CCUCAACUCCGCCUCGUUCUGCAGCGAACCAUUCCAGUCAACCAUGUUGGCGCAUCUGUUACGGGGCCGCCUGGACACAUCGCCUUAAGGCCUCAUCUCAUCCUUUCGCCGUCAAUCCGUAUCUUUUCCCUGGGAAACCCUUCCCAACACAAGCCUUCUUGGCGCGACCUGAUUCCUUAAUAUUAAUAAACACGAAUUUCCUACAGGGGAGCGCCACCUCGACACCUCCCUUUUCCCUUACAAGACGUUUCUUCCAUUCUCUCGCUUUUCUUUCCUGCGUCGCCGUAUGCAACGGCCGCUUCUGCUUUCGUUUUCUUGCAUCACUCUCGUUUAAUCCGAUACCUGUGCCACUAUGUCGUUAGCCAAUCGGUCCAGCGUCGACGGAGCUCCCUUACUCCACGCUGAGUUCGAGGAGAAGGAUUCGGGAGCCCAUACAAACCCGCUAUGGCGACCGCUCGAAGUCUUCGCACGCAAAUUCUCCCCCCGCCCGCUCAUGGCGACCCUAAAACCGAGCUUCUUGGACCGCAAUGCGAAACCGGCGAAAGUCCACCCGACCUCCUGGCUCGAUGGCAUACGGGGAUACGCCUCGUUCUGCGUCUUCAUAUACCAUUUCCAACACAUGUUCCAUCAGAAAUACCUGCUCGGUUAUGGAAGCAACGGAGGAAUCGACGACUACUGGUUGAUACAGUUGCCCAUCAUAAGGCUCAUAUUUACUGGAGGGCCCAUGGUUAGCAUCUUCUGGGUUCUUUCUGGAGUAUCGCUAUCUCUAAAGCCCAUCCAACUCGCCCGAAGCCAGAGCUGGGACAAGUUUUUCGACACGAUGUUCUCCUCCAUCUUCCGACGCGCUCUGCGGCUCUACAUGCCGGUAUACUUGGUUCAGAUUUGCGUUAUCAUCGCAGCAUGCCUGGGCAUGUACAAUCACGCCUAUACAUUGUCCAAAGAUUGGCCCUUUGGCGGGACAAACGAGGUCCAGUUCGAAGUCUUCUCGAGCAGCACGGAACAGAUUCGGGACUGGGCUACCGUCAUGUGGAAAUUCGCGAACCCGUUCAGACCUUCGCGCCCGAAGUACGACGUUCAUCUGUGGACGAUCCCGCUCGAGUUCCGCAAUUCCAUUGUCCUGUUCGCGGCGUUAGUUGGAUACGCCAAGCUGAGACCCCGGAUACGUGUCACGCUCACCGCAGCACUGUAUGCCUUUUGUGUGUUUGUGGAGGAAGGCGAUGUCGCACUCUUCAUUGCUGGAAUGGGUCUUGCCGAGUACCUGCUGAUUCGCGACGAGAACGCGAAGCAACUUCCCACGGCAGAGAAGUCUUCGGAGACACAGAGCAAGCGCACCAAGGCGAUUUGGGCAGUCGUCCUGUAUGUCGGCCUCCAUCUCCUGUCAUGGCCCGCUCACAAGUAUGAGACAUCGCCGGGAUAUAUGACGAUCCACAAGCUGGCGAAACCCUUCUUCAACAGCACUGAAAUGACGUUUCAGCGCAUGGGCGCCGCCAUCUUCCUCCUGGCGCUCUGCGGCUCUGAGUGGCUGCGAGUGCCCUUCCAAACCCCUCUCGCUGUCUACCUGGGCAAAAUCUCGUUUCCUUUGUACAUCGUUCAUGGUCCAGUUAACCAUAUCCUUGGUACAUCGCUUGUGGAGUUUUUCUGGAGUUGUACGGGGCACGAAUCGCUAUUCACGUAUGAGUUGGGCGUUAUUGCUUCUUGGGUCUGCUGCGCCAUUGUCGUGGUUUGGCUUGCCGAUAUUCUCAUGAGGACGGUUGAUACCCCUAGUGUAAGAUUCGGACGGAGUCUGCAGAACAAAUGGUCCUGUUGAUUUUCUGCUUGCAUGGCAUUUUAGCGAUUGCGAUGGAUAUCGCAUAGCGAGGGAUAGCUACAAUCGCAUUUCCUUUUGGAAUCCGUACCGCAUUCGCUUCCCCCGAACCUAAAGCAUGAAGCAAUCGUUAGUACGGAGCUAGUGG
Messenger RNA from Trematosphaeria pertusa, 1952 nucleotides. RefSeq lists its product as uncharacterized. Gene Ontology annotation, biological process: polysaccharide biosynthetic process. Lineage: Eukaryota; Fungi; Ascomycota; Dothideomycetes; Pleosporales; Trematosphaeriaceae. Gene Ontology annotation, cellular component: membrane. Bases 353 to 1807 code for a protein of 484 amino acids. Gene Ontology annotation, molecular function: acyltransferase activity, transferring groups other than amino-acyl groups. The record is from RefSeq and is a predicted model, not a curated record. The transcript is spliced from 3 exons.